This is a messenger RNA of Protomyces lactucae-debilis, 1020 nucleotides long. RefSeq names its product WD40-repeat-containing domain protein. Bases 1 to 1020 code for a protein of 339 amino acids. Lineage: Eukaryota; Fungi; Ascomycota; Taphrinomycetes; Taphrinales; Protomycetaceae. The transcript has a single exon. The record is from RefSeq and is a predicted model, not a curated record. Gene Ontology annotation, molecular function: protein binding.
AUGGUUCCCCUCGCAGACAGCACAUUGGCCAUCAGUUCAUCCAUCAACAACAACAUUCUCCUUGUUGAUCAAGACUCCCUCGCCGUGAAGCAUACCUUGCACAAAGCCCACGACGAUGUCAUCACGGGCAUGUGUCAGGGGAAUGAUCCUUUUGAAUUGUACACCAGCAGUCGCGAUGGAACAGUCAAGUUAUGGGAUGCACGCACGCGUCGAACAGCGCGUCAAUACCGUGCAGCGGCAGGUGUCCUCUCUCUAGCGCAUCAUACGGCACAAAAUAAAGUGGCACUCGGUACAGAACUCAAGGGAACGGAUGCCCUCGUUUCUGUAUAUGAUGCGCGCGGUAGCGCUCCGCUUGUGGUGUAUGCCGACUCGCAUGCAGAAGAUGUAACGAGUCUCAACUGGCAUCAUACCCAUAACUUGCUGUUGUCUGGUGGUGGGGAUGGGAUCGCGACGUUGUUUGAUACAAAUGUCACGGAUGAGGAUGAUGCCGUCCUCCAAGUCAUCAACCACGGCGCCAGUCUCCAUGUUGCUCAAUUUGUGGGCAAAAAUGAAGUCCUUGGCAUCUCACACAUGGAAACAGCCUCCCUCUACAAAUUAUCAUACGCACAGGAAGACUCGCCGCGCGACGCAGUCAAGGAAUUUGGCGAUUUGCGUGCAAAACUCGGCGUCGACUAUGCCAUUAGCUUCUCCUCCGGCUCUGAACCGAAACUCUUUGCUGGCUCAACAGAGACGGGACUUGUGUCUAUUAUUCCAUUCAACCUCAAUACAAUGGACUUUGAUCUUGAUGGACGACUCGACAUGGAAGGCGGCACAGAGGUCAUUCGUGCAUGCUACCUCGAUCAAACACCAAAACAAGGCGGUGAUGUUCUCUAUACCUGCGGCGAAGACGGCGUGUUGCGUUGCUUUUCACGCACAAGUGUCUUGCAAGAAGAAGAAGCCAAGCAACAACGCAAACGCGAACUUCGCGAAAGUAAGAGUGCACAGCGCAAGCACAACAGAUUCGAGCCAUACAAGAAAUGA